Messenger RNA from Camellia sinensis, 1227 nucleotides. Lineage: Eukaryota; Viridiplantae; Streptophyta; Magnoliopsida; Ericales; Theaceae. The record is from RefSeq and is a predicted model, not a curated record.
AUGGAUGUCAAGAAUACCUUUCUCAAUGGCAAUCUCAUCGAGGAAGUUUAUAUGCAGUCCCAUCCUGGUUCCUCAGUUCCGUCCACCAAGGUCUGUAAUCUUCGUCGUGCUUUGUAUGGUUUGAAACAAGCUCCUCGUACCUGGUUUGUCAAGUUCAAUUCUACUAUUAGUGACUUUGGAUUCUCUACUAGUGCCUAUGAUUCUGCUCUGUUUAUAUGCAAAACAGAGCGUGGUGUUAUUAUUAUUCUUCUUCUUUAUGUUGAUGAUGUGAUCAUCACCGGGGAUGACACAGUGGGUAUCUCUAGUCUCAAACAGUUUCUCGAUCGCCAGUUUGAGAUGAAAGAUUUAGGUUUGCUUAGUUACUUCCUCUACUUGGAAAUUGUUCAUGAUCCUUCUAGUUACUUUGUCACCCAGGCCAAGUACACCUCUGAUCUCUUGGCUCAUGCUGGUCUUACUAAUUGCAAGACUGCUCCUACCCCAGUUGAUCCUCAGACUCGUCUCACAUCUCUUGACGGUCACCUGUUGUCUGAUGCUACCUUGUAUCAUCAGCUAGUUGGCAAUCUUGUUUAUCUCAUAGUUACUCGUUUAGACAUUGCCUAUGUUGUUCACAUUGUCAGUCAGUUCAUGGCUGCUCCUCACUUUCCGCACUAUGAUGCUUUGGUUCGCAUUUUGUGUUAUCUUAAAGGAACUAUGUUCCAUGGUCUUCACUACUCAACACACUCAUCUUUACAGUUACACGCAUUUUCUGAUGAAGAUUGGGCAAGGGAUCCUACUAAUCGCCUUUCGACUAUAAGAUUCUGCUUCUUUUUGGGUGACUCUCUCCUUGCUUGGCGAAGCAAGAAGCAAACUCUUGUUGCUUAUUCUAGUACUGAGGCUCAGUAUCGUGCUCUUUCUGACAUUACUCAGGAGCUUGUAUGGCUUCGCUGGCUUCUUUCUAAUAUGUGGGUUUUUCAUUCUACUGUGAUUAACCUCUAUUGUGAUAAUCUGAGUGCUAUUCAGAUUGCCCAUAAUGAUGUCUUUCAUGAUCGCACAAAGCAUAUUGAGAUUGAUUGUCACUUCAUACGACAGCAUGUUACUAGUGGCAUUGUUCGUCUUAUCUUUGUUAUCUCUGUCGAUCAGAUAGCAGGCAUCUUCACCAAGGCUCAUCCUCCUAAUCGUUUCAGUGAUCUAGUUUCCAAACUCAAGUUGGUUGAUACUUCCCACCUUGAGUCUGAAGGGGGCUAUUAA